GUAUAGCACGUGGCUGUCGUGCAAUUUGUGACAGUUGUCCUUGAAUGGUGGCGUUACAAAUGACAAACACUCAGUAAACACCGCAAUGUCUGCCUCAAAGACUACGGCAGGAAAGGCGAUAGAUAUUUUAAGAAACCUUCCUCGGGUGAACUUGGCGAACCUGAGGCCGAACCCCGGCGCUAGGAAACGUGAGAAGCGACGGGGAAGAGGUUUGCACGGAGGAUGCAAAAGUGGCCGCGGCCACAAAGGAGAGAGACAGCGGGGAAACCGGCCACGCCUGGGCUUCGAGGGGGGCCAGACCCCCUUUUACAUUGUCAUUCCAAAAUAUGGAUAUAAUGAAGGUCACAGUCGGAGGCCUCAGUACCAACCCUUGAGUCUCAAAAGGCUGCAGUAUUUAAUAGACCUGGGCAGGUUGGACACGUCUCAGCCUAUUGACCUUACGCAGUUAGUGAAUGGUCGGGGGGUGACUGUGCAGCCCCUAAAGCGAGAUUAUGGGGUUCAAUUGGUGGACGAGGGUUCCGACAUAUUUGCAGCAAAAAUCAACAUCGAGGUUCAAAUGGCUACCGAGGGCGCCAUCGCUGCCAUAGAGAGAAAUGGUGGAGUCAUUACAACAAGUUUUUAUGAUCCUCGAAGUCUUGCCAUCCUGUGUAAGCCUGUCCCGUUCUUCAUGAUGGGCCAGCCCAUCCCGAAGCGCAUGCUUCCCGGAGAAGACAUGGUCAAAUACUACACAGAUGCCAGGAAUCGUGGCUACCUGGCAGACCUAGAGGAAGUUCAACGAGCUCGGUUGGAAUUGGCACAGAAGUACGGUUAUAUUCUGCCGGACAUUUCCCAAGACGAGCUGUUUCAGAUGCUCGCGAUGAGGAAGGACCGGCGACAGAUAUUUUUCGGCCUCUCACCGGGCUGGGUGGUCAACAUGGUGGAAAAGAAGAUUCUGAAACCAACAGAUGAGAAGCUGCUCCAGUAUUAUGCUUCUUAAAAAGCUAGCUAGACAUAUUGUAUAAAAAUGUUGUAUAGCAUUGUAAACAAUAAAAUGUUUGAAACCUCAACAUAGUUAAGUAUUUAUGCUUUUCUCCAAAGCAGCUUAAAAUGGUUAACACUUUUGUAUAGCUGCAUACUUUUUACUGUCAAUUCAGGUAAAGGAUGUGCAUUGAGAGAAGGGAUUUUAACCUGGGUAUUUUGAUUGUAAAGCCAAAGUUCUGACCACUACUCCACCUGUUGCCCCUCUGUGCUUUGUAUCAAUC
Molecule: messenger RNA, 1241 nt
Organism: Scleropages formosus (Asian bonytongue)
Lineage: Eukaryota; Metazoa; Chordata; Actinopteri; Osteoglossiformes; Osteoglossidae
Gene: mrpl15
Product: mitochondrial ribosomal protein L15
Exons: 5
Coding region: 86-976 (296 amino acids)
Biological process (GO): translation
Cellular component (GO): mitochondrial large ribosomal subunit
Molecular function (GO): structural constituent of ribosome
Source: RefSeq, a predicted model, not a curated record